Molecule: messenger RNA, 876 nt
Organism: Porites evermanni
Lineage: Eukaryota; Metazoa; Cnidaria; Anthozoa; Scleractinia; Poritidae
Source: the annotation of a GenBank genome assembly
GAUUCCGUAGAUAAUGGUCUAUUGGAUCUCUAUGGGGUAGAGUUUGGUGAACUGCCAGAAGCAACCUCUCUUCUAAGACCAUACAUGCUGGCUUAUUGUCACGGCAAGAAGCACCUCGUUCAGAAAUUAGCUGACGAGUUAACCUACUAUGGUUAUAAAGGUCUGCAAUGCCACUUCACGUACCACAGUCUUGCUACUGCGACCAAGCGCUUAAAAAGCGAUCUUACAAUUGAAGCGGACGAUGUUUGGAUGACCAAGCUGUACAAAUUUGCCAAGAAAGCGAACGCUUUUAGAGAGGCUUCGUUGUCGAAGCCAGGUCGGGCACUAAAUUUUGAUCUGGAAGACGAGCUUUUGAUGAGAAUAUCACAAGAUGAGACAAAGGUUUUGGAUUGGUUAAAAAACAGAAUCACCAACGCCAACGACUGGCCUUAUCAGUGUUUCAUGAAAGAGGCUAACGGAAGGGAGCAAAGAAACACGUUGUAUUUACUUUAUCAAAAAAUAGACAGCGCCCAGGAUUUUAGUUUGCAAACCGCCGAACAGUUUUUGAGCUCUGAGCCAUGGUCUGGUAGCCUGAAUAAAGUGAAGUUUGCCUCGAGGGAAGUGUACAUUAGAGCACCGACGGAGGUUACAGCCAAGGGACAUCCUUAUCGUGAAGGGCAGGGAUGUACAAAACCAGCAACGGAUAUCGGGAUAUUCGUAAGCUACUGUCCUAAUCCUGCUAGCUGUAAUGUAAAGAAGAAGGUGUGGGUAGCUUGGAAAAAGUUCUCUAUCUGCUUCUAUCAAGAAGGAACUUGGUCGCCAGGUCGUUUUAUGGGGCACGGGAAAAAAAUGAUAUGGAUCCCCGAGACAAUGCUGAAAACAGCAGAACGUUUUUAG